Paramuricea clavata is the source of this 829-nucleotide messenger RNA. NCBI's taxonomy places the organism in Eukaryota, Metazoa, Cnidaria, Anthozoa, Malacalcyonacea, Plexauridae. The record is from the annotation of a GenBank genome assembly.
AUGUCGGCGCUUCCCCAGCAACAGUACAGUGGUUUAAAAGCUACUUGUCAGAUCGCUUUCAGUCCACCCGCAUCAACUCCGCCCUAUUUGUUCCACUACCAAUCACUCACGGAGUACCCCAAGGUGCGACGCUUUCACCAUUAUUAAUGAUCUUCCCUCCGUAUCUCGUGACUCCAGCCUUGAAUCGUACGUUGAUGACUCGAAAGUUCUCCUCUCCUUCCCGUUACGUUAGAUUGGUGCAGCAAAUGCAAAUCUCGAGCAAGACCUACACAGAGUUGCAAGUUGGUGCUGUGAAAACCUCCUUUUAAUUAACCCGGGGAAAACAAAGUACAUGAUCAUUGGAACAAAGCAGAUGAUGAGCAAACUACCUACAGACACAUCAGUUUCAUUUUUGGGCAAGUCUCUUAAACCAGUGGACUCUGCUAAAGAUUUAGGGGCCACAUUAGAUAGACACCUAAAUUACGACAAACAUGUCUCGCUUCUUGUCUCGUCGUGUAUGAACAAAUUAUGCCAGAUAAAUCGUGCCAAAAAUAGUUUCGACACAAAAACUUUAUCGAAAGUCACUUCAUCCUUGGUCAUCAGCAAAAUGGUUUAUUGUUCUUCGGUGUGGUCGAAUACGUCUGCCUCCAAAGGGAAAAAAGUUCAGUCGAUCCAGAACUUUGCUUGCAAAAUCGUCACGAAAUCCAAGAAGUAUGACCACGUAACUCCACUUCUACGUGAAUUGAAUUGGCUCCCAGUAGACAAACUACUAUAUUUUAGAGACGCCAGUUUGACCUAUAAAUGUGUGAAUAACCUAGCACCCGACUACCUUUGUAACAAAUUGAUAUAA